This is a messenger RNA of Achroia grisella, 1309 nucleotides long. It is a transcript of the gene Dpit47, whose product is annotated as DNA polymerase interacting tetratricopeptide repeat-containing, protein of 47 kDa. Gene Ontology annotation, molecular function: Hsp90 protein binding. The transcript has 3 exons. Lineage: Eukaryota; Metazoa; Arthropoda; Insecta; Lepidoptera; Pyralidae. The coding region runs from base 84 to 1241 and encodes 385 amino acids. The record is from RefSeq and is a predicted model, not a curated record.
CGUAAUUACUAUUCUUUAAAACUUAUUUCGCGAAGACAAACUAUAUAAUAACAAAACUUAUUAAUAUAAAAUAACCUAUACAAAUGGCUGAGGAGGUGCGGAAAAGCGGUAACCAAGCAAUGACAGAUGACGAGAGACUUGCCUUGUGUCAGAAAUUGGACAAAGAACUUGACGAGUUCAUUGAUAGUUUGGAGAAGAAGAGGUAUACAGAAGGAUGGCCAGAGGACCGAUGGGAGGAGGAGAUGGAGAAGCAUCCUUUCUUCAUGAAGACAGCACCCGAUAAUGGUGAUAUGUCCCCACUAGCUGAAGGUCUAGCUAAAUUGAAGUAUGACCCUGAUGAGAACACUCCACUGGAGCUUGCAACCAAUUACAAAGAAGAUGGAAACUUCAAUUUCAAACACAAGAAUUAUAGGCUGGCUAUUAUAGGUUACACAGAAGGACUGAAAGUGAAAUGCAAUGAUCCAGAAAUUAAUGCCAGUUUGUAUAAUAAUAGAGGAGCAUCACAUUGGCACUUGAAAAACUAUAGGUCUUCACUAUAUGAUAGUGAGAAAGCCUUAUCAAUUAACCCAAAUCAUGUCAAAGCAAGAUUAAGAGCGGCAAAAUCAGCUUUAGAGAUUGCUAAGUAUGACUUAUGCAUAAAACAUUGCCAGGAAUAUUUAGCUAGUCAACCGAAAGACAAAGAAAUUAUAGACCUUAUGAAUGCAGCUAAAAAGAAAAAAAUAAUACAAGAAAGGGAUCAGAGAAAGAGAGAGAGGUUAGAAACAAAGAAUAGUGAACAAAAGGAUGCGGUAAUAAAAGUCAUAAUUGAAAGAGGUAUAAAGAUAUCAAAUUGUGAAGAUGAGGAUGACAUUGAGUUGUCAAAGUUGGAACCGACAUUGCCUGGUGCUCAAGAUGCCGUGGUCCACAUUGAAGAUGGUAUAUUAAAAUGGCCAGUGUUGUUCUUGUAUCCAGAAUAUCAAAUGACAGAUUUUAUCAAAGCUUGCCCUGAGAAUGUGCCGUUAAUCAAUCAGCUUGAACAGCUGUUUCCAGCGCCAUGGGACCAGGAAGAUAAAUACAGUUGUGAUAAGGUUAAUGUAUACUUUGAGGGUUAUGAUAAAAUGCCACAUAUAAUCAAACCAUCUAAGAAUUUAGGGGACAUAUUAGUAACUAAGUAUUUUGAGGUUAAAGCUGGAACACCUGCAUUUUUCAUAUUGCCUCGUGGCAGUAAUAUUGAGAGUAGGUUUUUGGAGAGUUUUCUUUAGUACAUAAUAUAUGUGUAGUUUGUUAAUAUUGUUUUAUAUUGAUCAAUUUUUAUUUAUUACAUAUGAUC